AUGUCAGAUUUUCGUUAUAGCCGUAAUCAAACUUACCGUCCAGAAUAUAGUAGAGAUAACCGUGAAGAUAAUAGACACCGUCGUCGUAGGUCCCGUAGUAGAUCUCAUAGUAUAGAUCGUCAUAGAGCUAAUGGUGUAAUAAAUAGACAAGAGAAUUGGCGAGAAGACUUUCCUCAAAGGGGUAGACCAGAGGAUAUUGGUGCACGCUCAUGGGGAAAUAAGUUUUAUUAUGACGAUCGUGAGGAAAACAGUAAAAGAAGGAAAACUAGACAUGAAAGAGAGAGAAUGCCAGAGGGACGUUGGAGAGAGCGUAAUCUUGGCGAACCCAAUAAUCAUGUUAUUCUACAAGGAUUGCCACUCGCAGCUACUGAGAAUGACAUUCAGCAUACUCUUGAUAACCUGCAUGCUAGUAUUGAGAAUAUACGUUUAAUUAGGGAUCGCCGCACAGGGGAUUCACGCAGAUUUGCCUUCGUUAAAUUUACAAGCGUUGAACAUGCAAGACAAUUCAUUGAAGCCAAUCAUCCUUUUAUCAUGAUGGAAGAUAUUCGUGUUCGCGUUGAAUACAGCAACAGUGCAUCUGCAGAGGAUGAAGGUUGGGCUUGCAAGAAUUGUGGAUUCCUAAAUUACAAAAAACGUGAAAGUUGUCACCAAUGUCAUCAUUCGAAGAAAGGUGUGAUUAGAUUGUGGGAAAAUACCACUGAGCCCUUUUGGGCAUCAAGUCAAUCCAUGGUGUCUGGCUCACUUCAUUUGGCACCUACCAAUUCGUUCUUUAAUGAUGGAGCAAAUGAUUUAGCUCAAGUUCCACAUCAUAUCUUAUUAGUCCGUGGAUUAGACCCUUUGACUACCGAAGAGACUCUUUAUGCCUCUGCGAGUCAGGUGGCAGCUUUAAGAAGAGUUUUGCUGAUUAAAGAUCGAGCCUCCAGGAUGUCUUGGGGAUUUGCAUUUUUAGAUUAUCAUGAUGUUCAGACUUCUUCAUAUGCCUUGUCAAUUUUCAACAAUCCUCACUAUUAUCCAGGUGGAUUUGUGGUUGAUUCACGAACUGUUAGUAUGACAUUUGCUCAUCCUGGAAGUUUUACACCAGCUUAUGCCACUACUGAGUGGACUAUUUGGGGAGAUGAUGGGAUUGCCAUGUCAUACUGGGAUCAAAAAGCAUAUGCAGUUGAAUAUUGUGGGUCACAAUGCUCAGUUCCAAUUGAAUCCAAUAUGCCUUCAUCGUCUACAAAUUCGACUUCUGUAAAUGAGGCUGAAAAUAAAAGCCGAAAAGAGAGUUCAGAGGCGACGAAAGAAGUGAUUGCAGUUCCUGAAACAAAACUUAACGUUGAAGAUGAAUUGAAUGCUUUCUAUUCGGAUAUGGGCGCAGUUUUGACAUCUACUGGAAAGGCUGAGACUAAAUCUAUAUUUUCAGUUUCUGAUAUGGUUUCAACCUCAAAUAAUCAGAAUAAAUCAAAUUUUUCUCCAAAGAAAAAUCAGGAUCCUGAACUUAACGCGUUUUAUGCAGAUCUUGAAACUGUUGAACAACAAAUUAACCCUACUCAAUCUAAAGGAAAAACAGUUUCCGCAAAGUCAAUUUCUGAAGUUGAUUCUCAAGGCGUUGAAACCCAACAAAUUUCUGAUGAUAAAAUUAUGAAUAAACUACCAUCUGCAGAUAAUGAUUUUACUCAUCAACGGCCUUCAGGAAUUCAUUCUCCGCGGGAGCCUAUAAAUCACGAACAGCAAGUACCUUCACAACAAAUUAAUCAAUUUAAUUCAAGUACCUCAAGAGAUUCUUUAUCACCAGAAACGUUAGUUUCUUUUGUUGUUAACGCAAUUGUUCCACCUUGUUUCUUAUCUCUUCACCACGUGUCUUUUACCAUUCCUCCUAUCGAUCAUACCGCGCUUGUCAUAUCUUAUUAUUUGUUGGUAAUAAUAAUUGGUUCUCUCAGUGGACACGAACCGGAAACAGUUGAAGAAAACGAAGCCUUACGUGAAGUAUCGAUAUCUACGUCUCAUGAUCUCUCGAAAGGAGUUAAAGAAAAGAAAAAGAAAUCAAACAAGCCAAUUGGAAAAAAGGUUCAUGAACAAUUGCAAAAAUGGAACGAAAGGAAAGAAGAACUACAUCAAAUAAAUGAUACUAACCAACCUGAAUUAAGUGAUGACGGUCUUUUCGACUAUACGUUAAAUGCAUGCCUAUUAUGUCACCGACAAUUUAUAGAUUUGGCAGAACUUCAAAAACAUGAACAGUUAUCGGAUUUACAUAAGUUGAAUAUGGAGAACGAACAUCUAGUUCAAACUAUUCGUAUGAAGCGAGCAUAUGGAUUACAAAAUGAUGGUGAUUGUGAAAAACCUCAGACAAGAUAUAACAAUAGAGCGGCACAAAGAAGGAAAAUUUAUGGACAGCCCAGGAGACCUGCACCUCCUGCUGCGCCUGGAUCAUCCAAUCCAGUUGAGGAAACAUAUGAGCAGCCCACAAAAUUUGGAAUUGGAGAAGAUAAUAUUGGAAAUCGUUUAUUGCAGAACAUGGGAUGGAAGGCAGGAGAAGGUUUGGGUAAAAAUAAAAAUGGUAUAGUUGUUCCUAUCCAACCAGAGAUUUAUACAGCAGGAGUUGGACUUGGAGCUUCAAAUAGUCAUAGCAUAUUGGAAGAUGGACAGAAUACAUAUUAUGGGAUGGCAAAGAAAUUUGCUAGAGCCCGGUUAGAAGAAUCUUAA
Funneliformis mosseae is the source of this 2685-nucleotide messenger RNA. Lineage: Eukaryota; Fungi; Glomeromycota; Glomeromycetes; Glomerales; Glomeraceae. The record is from the annotation of a GenBank genome assembly.